GCCGAAUGCGUGCGCACUCUGACGGUGAGGUCAGAAACCUCCACGGAAGUGGAUAAGGAAAAUGAGGCAAAAUGCAAAUCUACUUCCGAUAAUGAAUUAUUACUGAUCAGCUCAAAAUCAUGUUUACAAGCUCGUGACAACACUACCAACAGGAAUGAGCUUCAUGAGAAAAAUGCUGCCAUCAAGGUCAGGGCAGCAAGGGGAGGGAAGUCACCAAGGAGGGGGACCAGACACCACCCUGGGACUAAUGCAUCUGCGAAAACUGUUUGCCGAGUUCCGUCACCCAUCAUCUAAGGUUACACAAAAAGAACAGGAGGACAAGUUGUACAACAUGCUGCCAUUAUUUUGCAAGGUGUUCGAGAAUGCACCUUCUUCAGACAUGACAGAAAAAUGGGGAGAUAUUCUUCAGUUCUGUAGCCAUGUGUCAAAACUAAUGGUGACUGAAAUCAGGCGGCGAGCUUCAAACCAGUCCACAGAAGCAGCCAGUAGAGCUAUUGUGGAUCUGCUGGAGAUUGAAUCAUCAGUGGAGAAUGGGAAUGGAUGGAUGCUUCUGAGCACUGUCAACCUUCUUUCAUUGGGCGGACAGGCUCUUAUUGACUGUAUGACAGCAGCAUCACUGCCUUCUACUUUAGUUAAAUGCCUCUACCUGUUUUUUGACCUGCCCCAAGUGGAAGGAGGAGAUGCAUUGUCUUCUGGCUGUCAGUUUACACCCAAUGAGCGACGCAUUUUACUCCAGAAAGUCUUUGUGCAGGUGCUUGUGCGACUUUGUAAUUAUGUAUCCCCUGCGGAGGAGCUAGCACGAAAGGAUGAUCUGAGCCUCCUGUUCAGUGCCAUCACUAGCUGGUGCUUGCCACACAAUGCACUUUGGCGACAAUCUGCUGGCGAAGUUCUGGUCACACUCUCUCGCCAUGGUCUGACGCCAAGCGUUGUCAAGUAUAUUCAUGAUAAAGGCUGCGUGAGGCGAUGCAUUGAGAACAUGCAGAGGGCACAGGAUUUGUCUCCGUUAGAACUUGUAGAAAUGUUUGUUACAGUCUUCUGCUUUCUCAAAGAUUCCAGUGAGGUCUCACAGACUCUGCUGGAUGACUUUCGUACCAGUCAGGGUUACAUCUUCCUUUCAGAGUUUUUGCUCAGGCUAGAAAAGGAUGAGAAAGAAGAAUCUGUGCAGGCUUUGAGAAAUUUGGUUUUAUUGGUGGGUUCCCUGACUACAUGUGGUUUCACAGAGCUUCGACCUCCAGCUUCCAAUUCUGGCUCACUGUUUCAAAUUCCCGGUUUUGUUGUUCCUCAGCCUGCUGGCAAAGGUGUCAGUGUGCGAAAUAUACAGGCAUUUCAAGUUCUUCAAUCAGUAUUUAUUAAGGCUGAGACCACACAGCUGUGUAGUACCAUUCUGGAUGUACUGAGCAGUAUAUAUCAACAGGAUCCAGCCAAUUAUUUCAUUCUUGAAUCACAAAACACUCUUUCACAGUUUGCAGAGAAGAUUUUCUUGAAGCCUGUUGAUAUUCAGGUGAAGUUCUUUGAAUUGCUGGAGUUCGUUGUAGUCAACCUGAAUUUUGUACCAUGCAAGGAGCUCAUCAGCCUCAGCAUUCUUAUCAAGACACAAAAUUGUUUGCAGAACAGCAUUCUGUGUAUGAAGACACUUCUUCGAAUCUUAAGAUACCAUUGUGUCUAUCGAGAUGUAUUCCGAGAAGUGGGUAUACUAGAGGUGAUGGUGACCUGUCUACAUCGCUAUGCUGCCCACCUGAAAGAAAUUCACAGUGGCCCCUCUUUGGGAGAAGAAGGAACCAUUUCAGAGGAGCAGCAGGAGAUGGGUCAUCUCACCAUGGAGGCUCUGGCUGUGCUUCUUAGUGGUAACAGUGGAAAUGCAGGUGUAUUUCAUCAGUGUGGGGGAGCCAGGUGUGCACACAACAUGGUUCCUUAUCCAGAAUGUCGACAGCAUGCCCUCAACAUCGUGCAGCAGCUGGUACUUUCUCCUGGUGGAGAUGACGAUAUGGGCACAUUGCUGGGUCUCAUGCCCACAGCACUUGUUACUGAUCUGGAGCUCAAAACACACAUACUUAAGUCAUUGCUGAAUGUACUGAGGGAGAGCCACCGUACGAGAACAGUAUUCCGUAAGGUUGGUGGCUUUGUCUACGUCAUGUCUGUACUGGUCUCCAUGGAGGGUAGCCUAGAAGAUCCUCCAAAGGCACCUUGGCAUACAGUGUCAAGGAAAGAUGUGCUGAUGAUGCUGCAUACAGUUUUUAGCACUCUGACUGUUGCUAUGCGAUAUGAGCCUGCCAAUGCCAAGUUCUUCGCUACAGAGGUUCGGUAUGACAGUCUGACAGAAGCAGUAAGGCUCCUUGGAUGUUUCUCUGGGACUAUGGACUUUCCAGCUGCUGCAGAAGGCAGUAUCCAUGAACCAGAUUCUGAUGUACAUGAUACAUUUUCAGAACUUUUUUCACAUGGAAAAGAAGAAAAACUGAAAAUGUCUGUACCACCUAUGCUGUACUCAGCCUGCAUAAUGCUGCGGUACCUCUAUGACAUGUCUCUUGAUGCUUUUGACAGACCAAGUCACCUACGUGCAGACUCACCAUGCCUUCGCAAACAUACAUCAGUUGGAGAGGAGAGUUCUGCAGGGGAAAAAACUGCACCAGCUCGUCCCAAGCGAAGCAGCACCGGCAGCAUGGGUCUCAAUCUCAAUGGGCAACCUGAUCCAGUGGUGGUGCAUGCUGGUGCUGUUCUCUCCAUUUUUCACCUUUUGCCAGCUGUGGAGCACCAAGACCAAAAGAUGUCUUUGGAACUGCAGCUGUUUAUGGCAUACAUGUUAAAAUCCUUGCUGAAAACUGAACGCAACCAGCAAAUCCUGUGUGAUAGUGGUCUGCCUCAUGAGUUGUUGAGUCAUGCCAGCGCUUCUUUAGCUGACGAGGCUCAUCCACUGCAUCCACCAUUGCAGCACAUGUUUGAAAGGCUUGCAUCACAGUCGCUUACUCCUCGAGAUCUGAGGGACUUCUUGCGUCUGGGCUCCCCUUUGAGCUGUCGGUCUGUGGAGGAGGCAUACCAAGAUCAGAGUAGCCUGCCCUGGCAUGAUCCUGAUGUCAUCAAUUGGUCAGUUGGCAUGGAGGAAAAACAAGCAACUGUCGAAACUGAGCGCAAACUAAAGUCUACUGGAGGGACUGUGCCUCUGACUAGGGUCAAGUGUCUUGUGUCUAUGACAACACCAAGAGACGCUAGAAUGCAUGGGGCAUCUGUGACACCAGCAUUUGUUGAGUUUGACAUGUCAGCAGAAGGCUUUGCUUGUCUGUACUUGCCUAGCAUCGCCCCACAGGGGCCUCCGACACCUUCUGUCGUUGGAGGUGUAGUGGGAACUUCAGAACCUGCUGUAAUAGGAGGAAUUGGAACAGGUGAGCGUGUAUUUCCCCCUCAGUCUGGCCUGACCUUGUCCACAUGGUUUUGCGUGGAUAAGUUCAGUCACUCCGGCCAAGAUGGCCAUCCAGUGCGUCUCCUCACAGUGGUGCGCAAUAUCCAGGGUCGUGAAGAGAAUCUCAUCUGCCUCAGUGUUAUCCUCACAUCUCGUGACCGAGCCCUCAUUGUUACCACACAAGAGUCAUAUAUGCCUGUUUCUGGCAAUGGAUGCGAGCUUGAGCAGGACCCAGCCCUGACUGACAAUACUGUACGUUUUUGGUGUCCUGAACUGACACAAGAAGGACAGUGGCAUCACCUUGUGCUCAUUUUUCACCGUGCUGGGAUCAUGAAGAACAGUAGCGUCAGUCUCUUUGUGGACGGGGAACAUGUAGACACUCAAAAGUUGCACUAUAUCUCACCCAACCUUGGUGGUGGUGGGACAGCCAGCCCCUCAGCCUUCACGUCUGUGUUUGCCUACAUCGGCUCUCCACCAAUGCUUCGUCGCCAGUCACGGCUGUCAUGGCGCCAGGGUCCAUUUUAUCUUUUGGAAGAUAUUGUAUCUUCUGCUGUUGUGUCCAGCAUCUACCACUUGGGGCCUACUUAUGUUGGCAGUCUACAAGCACCCCUUUCAGAAGAGAACGAGCUUUGUGGCCCCUUCAUCACAGAGGAGAAAGUGAUGCUUGCAGUACAUGCCCAUGCCAUGUGUCAGUUAACCGUGGCCAAAGUGCGCAAAGUAUACAACAAAGUAGACAGCAAGUCCAUUGCUAAACAACUGGCUAUGUCGGCCCAUGAGAAUGCUACACCCAUCAGGAUUUUGCACAAUGCUGCAGGACACUUGGCAGGUCCAGCUCGUAGCUUGGGGGCAGUCCUCAUGGGAUACCUUGGUGUGAGAACAUUUUGCCCCAAACCAGUUGCACCCAUGCUUGAGAAUGUUGGUGGUACAUCAUGCCUGCUAGGGCUGAUUGCUAUGGCAAAUGAUGUGGAAGGGUUAUAUGCAGCUGUAAAGGCCUUGGUUUGCGUUGUCCGUAGCAACCAUGCUUCCAGGUGGGACAUGGAUCGCAUCCGUGGAUACCAGCUGCUGGCCAUGCUAUACAAAAAAAAGCAAUCCCUGCUGAACAGUCACAUCCUGCACCUGACCUUCUCCCUGGUUGGCUCACUUGACUCAGGUCGAGAAAGUGCCAUCAUUCCCAACAAAGUUGCCUUUGAAGAUCUGCUCUGUGAGUUGGAGGUAUGGCACAAAGCCCCUGGUGAUCUUCAGCGUUCACUGUAUGAGCAUUUUUAUGAAUUGCUGACCGAUUCGAGUGAACAGAAAACAAACUGUGAGUUGAUGCGGGACAUGGGGCUGGUUACCAAGCUUCUGAACAUACUUCGUGACAUACACUUGUCCCUUCCUACUAUUCAAACCAUUGCUAGUGUUGUCUGUGAGCUUCUGACUGGGGCACCAGAUCCACAUGGAAUUCUUCGCCUUGGCUACUUCCUGGUAUCCACUUUACCACCAGUGACAUUUGCUGAACGGUCACUUGACCUUCAGAAUGAAGCUGCAUCUGACUCUGCACAGACAGAGAGCACCGCCAGUGGGGACUGGCACCAGCAGAGCAGCGUACAGAGCUACACUGCAGCAGAUAGCAGUACUGCCACAAGAAUCCAUAAUGUCAAGGUACGGAAUAUUCUUCUGGAGCUUGUACAAAAACUGGUUUUGCCUCGUGGAGCAGUUUCUAUCAAUCAGAUCAUGUGUGAGGAACUGCAAAGGAUUCUAGGAUUUGACUGGCUUCUCCUAUACCUCCAAGGUCACCUCCAUGCUACGACUGUCAAGCUAGCCAUGAAAGUUCUUGUCACUAUGCUGCGAAAUCAGGAGAAUGUUCGAAGAUUUCGUGAGGGAAUUGGGCGAGGGGGCUGGCUAGGUGGAACAGAAAACAUUCUCAAGAACCAAAUGGCCAUUAUGCCUGGUUUCAAUGUUGGCACUGGGACCAAAGAGAGCGGCCAUGAGGUGAACAUGGAGGUGUGCAGUGUGCCAGGAUUCCAGGUGUUACAGUGGUUGUUGCCACGACACACCAGCAUCUCUGCCAUCCACUUCCUGUUGAUGAAACUUCUGCUGGGAAUACAUGAUCAUGCCUUGUCUUCAGAUUUAGAUGUGCCGUUGAGCCUGGAUGCAGUAUGGACUGUAAUAUUUGGUGUACCUGCUAGCAAGCCAGUGGUGGUGUUAUCCAGGGAUCAGGUUGACUUGUGUCCAGAUGCAGCCAUGAUUAUCUUGUCUAUGGUGCGCAGCAUGCUAAACCAGCUGCCAGCAGAUGAAUGUAUCGGCUCUACCAGUUCCACCAGCAUGGCCAGUGCUGCUGACAACACAGAGGAUCGGCCUGUGACCUUGAUUCAGUUCCUGAUGUAUUUGUAUCACAAUCUGGCCGACUUCCGUACGCUUUGCAUGGCAGGAGAGUUCAUAACCAUGCUUGUGGCCACCCUGUUUCCAUACCCCAUUCCAGAUUUUAGCAGUGAUGUCACUACACCCAAUGAAGAAUUUAAGCCAUUUCCUGAUUCUGACCCAGUUGUAGUGGUAAAACCACUAGACAAAGAAAACACCACUAGCCUGACGUCCCAUCCGGCCAAGCGUUUCAUCAUUGACUUCCUGCGCACAAUUGUCAUUGACAGCUUUUCUCAACAGACCACAAAGCUGGGGGCUGUGCUGGAUGUUAUGCUGGAGGCAGCUCCUGACCAUGCCAGCCGUGCCCAACAGAAAGAAUUCCAGACAGCAAUGUUGUCAGUGCUGAUGGAACACUUAUUAGCUGCCGAUGUCUUGCUGGGUGAACAGGCAGCUCUUCCACUCACCAGCUCAAGUGCUUACACUACCACAGCAAAUAGCGUAUUCUACUUUGCCUCACGUGUUGUUGAUAAACUUUGGCAUGGUGUUUUUGUACGGGAUGCCAAAGAAGUCUUUGAUUUCAUAAGCAAGCUGAUUUCACAGUCCAAAAGAAAAUCAUCUGGUGUGUCCCUUGAUGGCAUCUACAAGAGCUUGAACAGAACAGUGCUGUUCCAGCUGUCACGUCCAAUUGACAGUGUGGCCAGUCAAGCUGGAGUCUUGGAGGCACUGCAUACUCUCACCAAUAACCGCAGUUUGGUCUUUGGACCUAGCAACUAUGACCAAGAGUUUUUUGGCUGCCUCUGCUUUUGUCUGUUGCACCUGACAGAGGACCCAGAAAUAAGGUCAAACAGCCUGAAUGAGCGGUCAGCUCAAAUGUCUACCUGGCAUGUUGAUUCUGUGGACUUCAGUCUUGUUGGUGAGGAUGGAGGUCCUGGCUCUAAAAGCAGUCAUCCCAUAGCACCAGCUAGUGGACCAGAAACUCUACGUAGUGAGCCCCUGAAUGCAGCCCUUAGGGAGGGCAUGCAGCUGGUGGCCAAGGCAGCUCACAGGGUGUGGGAUGAGCUGUAUAUCUGCAAAAAGCCAGCCUUGGAAGAUAUUUUCAAGACACAAUUGAACAACAUCAACAGCAACACCCAUUCCAUUACCACUCCUGAGCUCAACACAGUCAAACCGCUCAUUCAAGAGACUGCGUCCAAGAUGUGGGUGACCUAUGCUGAGAAUGAGCGAAAGUCAUCAUACUUGCAGUCUGAGAAACUUCAGAACCAGAUACAGUCGAAGCUUCAGAGGAUGGGAAGCGGAGUCCUGCGAUUGGCAUCACGCAAAACUCGGAGAGAUUUGCCACUUAAGGCAUCUCCGGUCUCCAGUGUCCACAUGGGUGACUUCAUGAUGUGGACAGCAAGUCAUGUAGACCUUGUAAAAGAGGUGGUGACUUUCCAGUUCGAGCAAUACAUGCAGAGCCAAAAAUACAUGGAGCGGUACCUGCUAGAGGAAUGGCAGCAGGUGGAGAAAGAACUUCUCAGGGAGCGCAGCAUCUGGGGGCCUACAGCUGGAUCACGCCUUCAGCGCUGGAUGCUGGACAUGACAGAAGGUCCAGGGAGAAUGAGAAAAAAGAUGACAAAGAAUGAGAUGUUCUACAUCCACUAUCCAUACCGGCCUGACCUAGAGGACAAUCCUCUACGAUACAAGGUGGCCAUCAGCUUCGACAGUCGUGAAUAUUAUGAAAAUUUCCGCCCUCAGGGUAUCCUCUGUCACGAGGCUUUGCCAAUUCAGCGAACAUCUGAAGCCGAUCUGUUGUCUUCUGAUGCUGACCAGGCAUCCCAGCUUGCCUGAAGUGUGAAUCAUAUGCGGAAGCUGCUGCCCCGCUCUGCCAGCACCAAGUCAGGAGCGGAUGAGGAGGAGAAUGAUGAGGCAGGUGCACUGGAUGUCAACUCUCACGCAGGAGAGACAGGUGGGGAAACAGGUGGGGACACAAUAGUGGAAGGAAACACAGAUGGUCCUGGAGAUCUGCAGCAAGAGGAACCAACUCCAUCUACUGCAAAGUCUGAUAACCAGACAAUCAUGCGCUUCUUGGGUGACAGGGAAAAGAUCAGCCAUAUGUUUCGCUGUGCAAGAAUACAAGGUCUGGAUACAGCAGAAGGUCUUCUGCUGUUUGGCCGAGAACAUUUCUACAUCAUUGAUGGAUUCACGCUUCUUCGAACCAAAGAGAUCAAAGAUAUUGACAGUUUGCCUUAUGAAAUUCAUGAUCCCAUUAUUCCGAAGUCCUCAAUGGGAUCAAGCGGACAAGCUAAGAGACUGUAUAGUAAGUUUGCCUAUGAUGACAUUCGUGAAGUCCACAAACGUCGGUACUUGCUGCAGCCCAUUGCCAUUGAAGUCUUCUCUGGUGAUGGUCGCAACCACUUACUGGCAUUCCCUCGCAAGAUAAGGAACAAAGUCUUUGGCAAAUUUUUGUCAGUGGGUACAGCAAUAACAGACAAUGCUCAACAUUCUGUGUCCGGUCAGCGCCAGAAUGCCAAAGUGGAGUCAGGAGGUGGGUUGAUCAGCAGUCUCAUUGGCGAGAAGUCAGUCACACAACGCUGGGAAAAAGGAGAGAUUAACAACUUUCAGUACCUCAUGCACCUCAACACCCUGGCAGGGCGUUCGUACAAUGACCUUAUGCAGUACCCAGUCUUUCCCUGGGUUAUUGCUGACUAUGACAGUCCCGAGCUAGACUUCAGCCAGCCAUCCACAUUCCGUGACUUCUCUAAGCCCAUGGGUGCACAGACACCAGAACGACUAAAACAGUUUCAGAAACGCUACAAUGAAUGGGAUGAUCCACAGGGUGAGACACCACCAUAUCAUUAUGGAACACACUAUUCUUCUGCCAUGAUUGUGGCAUCCUAUCUGGUUCGCAUGGAGCCCUUUACACAGCACUUCCUUAAGCUGCAGGGUGGCCACUUUGAUUUGGCAGAUCGCAUGUUUCACAGUGUGCGGGAGAACUGGCUAUCUGCUGCAAAGCACAAUAUGGCUGAUGUAAAAGAACUUAUUCCAGAGUUCUUCUACCUUCCAGAUUUCCUGCUGAACAAGAAUAAUUUUGAUCUUGGCUGCAAGCAGAAUGGAGUGCAGUUGAAUGAUGUCAUUUUACCCCCUUGGGCAAAAGGGGAUGCCAGAGAGUUUAUCCGCAUCCACCGUCAGGCUUUGGAGAGCGAUUAUGUGAGUGCCCAUUUGCAUGAGUGGAUAGAUCUGAUAUUUGGCUGCAAGCAGCGAGGACAAGCCGCAGUGGAGGCCAAUAAUGUCUUUCAUUACCUCUUCUACGAGGGGAAUGUUGAUAUCUACAGCAUUCAGGAUCCUCUGAAAAAGAACGCAACAAUAGGGUUUAUCAACAACUUUGGACAGAUCCCAAAGCAGUUGUUCAAAAAGUCCCACCCACCAAAGCGCCUGAGUGCAAGGCUUCUGGAGACUCUCCCAAUGUGUGCUGCCACAGGCACAGCAACUGACCUGCGCCUCUUCUUCCACCAUGUAGACAACCUGAAGCCUGCCAUGCAACCUAUAAAAGAACUGAAGACUGCAGUGGGUCAGAUUAUCCACACAGAUCGCUAUGUCCUAGCAGUGGAGCAGAAUAAAGUGUUGAUUCCUCCCAAUUAUAGCCGCUAUCUGGCCUGGGGUUUUGGUGACCUUAGCCUUCGCAUUGGACCAUACGAGUCAGAGAAGGCCUUAGCCAUCUUUGAAGGACUAGACAAUGGAGAAAUACUUUGUGCUUCAUGCCCAAAUGACAAGAUCUUUGUCACAGGAGGCACCAGUUGUGUGGUACGUGUCUGGGAAUAUUCAGCCAAAGAUCGCCGAGCAACUUUAAAACAACCUCUGUAUGGUCACACAGAUCCGGUCACCUGCCUGACUACGUCUCCAGCUUACAAUGUGAUUGUAACAGGCUCUCGUGACCGCACAUGCAUCAUCUGGGACAUGAGUCGUCUCAUCUAUGUUCAUCAGCUUCGAGGGCAUGUGGCACCAGUAGCAGCCGUAUGUGUGAAUGACUUGACAGGUGAUAUUGCUACAUGUGCUGGAACAUACCUUCAUUUGUGGAACAUCAAUGGUGAGGCCAUAGCAAGUAUCAACACGGCUACUGCUCGGACCCAGCAGAUUCUCUGUGUUGCAAUGUCUCAGUUUAUGGAGUGGGAUGCACAGAACGUGAUUCUAACAGGCAGCAGUGAUGGUGUUGUCAGGAUGUGGAGCGUGGAAUAUGUACAAGUUCCGGAAGAAAAGGAAGCCAGUUCUGUAGCAUCCAAGUCUUCAGAAGCAGUGUUUUCUUCAGAAAGCAAGGCAGAAGCUACAGCCAGUGCCAGCCAGUCAAUUCAGGUACGCAAGAUGUCUCGUCAUGAGUCCUGCGACAGCUAUGCCAGUGAAGAGCGGUCUGCUGUUGACCUGUUGAAGGACUUUAAAGAUCCUGAUUACCUGGCUGCCCGAGAGUGUGAACUAGGCUCCUCUGGUGAGCAAGACAGCCCCCUUACUCAACGCAUGAAAUCACAAGAAGCACAAGGUCAAGGGACACAGUGGGAUGAGCGAGUAAGCACUGAAUACCAUAGUGGAGAAGUCAGCGCAACCAGCAGUCUCAGUGACUUGUGUACUCCUGGUGACCCUGGUGCAGACUGGGAGAACGUCAGCAUGAAGUCUGGAACUGCAUCUGUCGAUACUGGCAUGGAUGCUCUUGCUGUCCUCGGCGAGGGCAGUGAGGGAGAACUGGAUCAAGGGAGACAACUUAGCAGCCUGUCUGAGCCUUGCUUGUCUGGAGUGCUUAGCCAGGGCCCCAUCCCAGGAAUUCAGAGUGGGUCACAGGUCAAAGGUGACCAGGCAGCAGCUGCCAGUGCUGAGACAGAUAUUUGCAAUAAAGACAAAAGUGCCACAGCCUCAAGCACUGUGGAAUCUAGUGGGAACACACCGGUGGUAUCCUUACUUGGGCACAAGCUGGCAGAAGAGCUUAUGACUAAACACAGGCCCUUCAGCAAAAAUAUUCUAAGGGAAGGCUUCAGGUGGCAACGUCAGCUAGUGUUCCGCAGUAAACUGACAAUGCAUACAGCAUUUGAACGCAAAGACAACAAAGAGCCUGCAGCAGUAACAGCCAUUGCAAUUUCAAAGGACCACAAAACUGUAUAUGUUGGGGAUGCUCGUGGUCGUGUUUUCAACUGGACAGUGACUGACCAGCCUGGCCGUGUGGUAGCAGAUCACUGGAUGAAAGAUGAUGGAGCAGAAAAUUGUCCUGUCUGCAGUGUCCGUUUCUCUUUUGCUGAGCGGCGGCAUCACUGUCGGAACUGUGGAAAGGUCUUUUGUUCUAAGUGCAGUCGUUAUGAAACAGAAAUUCGUCGCCUGCGAAUUCUGAAACCUGUGCGAGUAUGUCUUUCCUGCUAUAAUACUCUGCGUGCACAGCAGGUGCUUGAAGGCAUGGCCAGCAGUCGAUCUUGAAGGUCACUAUAUCGGCUUUUGCUGGAACUGCAAAUAAAAAAUAAAAGGUCGUCUUCAAAGUUUCCCUGUCUUUAACACCAUGAUGUCUGAGCUUCAUGUUUUUAUGACAUAGCAAAUAGAUCUUGGUAUAUUUGAAGGAUGUAGAUUUCUGUAGUAGCAAUGAUUGCAUGGUGUAAAGUAAAUGUUGAUUACUUGAAAUCUACACCUUUCUCAGCUGGUCAUCCUUGUCUUGCUGUAUGUGAUUAGGUAACAGUAAGGUAGGACUACAGUCAAGAACAAGAAGGCCUACUAUAAAGAACAAGAAGACAUCAUCACUAAAUUCUUCUGAAUCGGUCACCCUUUUUGGAUUUGCUUUAUAGCUCUUAGUAUUUGGCAAUGUUCAUGUAGUCACAUAUGUGAUAAAGAGCUAGCAUGCCGGGUAAAAAAAAAAAGAAAAUGAGCACACUUUUUGAUACAUGUAUGGCUCAUUUCAUGCUUUAUUUUGAAGCAUAGUAAGACAUGUGUCCAUCCUUGAAGAUUCUAUCAGUAUUGCCUUCAGGAAUUUGCAAGACUCAGGUCUCAAGUAGAGCGAAGCAGACAGUCUAAGUUGGGUUUGUACCUUUGUGGACAUUUGGGCCCAGUCAAGCUGUUGUUUUUUUGUUUUUGUUUUUUACCUACCUGCCUCACACUUGGCUGAUUACAGUGUCAUAGCAUUUUCCUGCCAGUGUGACUUUUGGUAGAAACUGUGAAUAGACAUUAUGUGCUUGUUGAAGGAUCGAUGCACAUGGUGGGAUCAUAGAAUGAAACUGUGUGCUAUAAGUUAAAUGUUGCAUGCUUCAAAUUUAUGGCACAUAUCAGUGAUAUUAUGUAUGCAUUUGUGUUUGUUUAUAGAACACCCUUAAGGAAAUUUAGUUAAAAUAACUAACAUCUAAUCUCUGAAUGCACUUUCUUUAACACUUAUUGUACACAUGUAUGCACAUGUUUGUGCAUAUGUAUGCAUAUGUAUGAGAAGGGGUGUAAGUAUUUGUAAACUCAAGUCAGUGGUACACUUUAUAAACAUAUUUAAUGCUGUUUCCUUGGCUCUUCUAAAAGAAAUAUAACCCUUGAAGGGUCAUAACAGUAUGCACUGGAAAGACACAGUCUUUGGUGAUGCCAUGUAUUUAGGCUGUGGUAAAGGAUACAUAUUGGUAUAGUAAGGGCACCACUGUGAUGUAUUAUUUUAAACCUGGUUACAGUAAUAUUAGCCACCCUUGUGUCAGCUGCACUAACUGUGAUUAAAGUUUUGGAAGGUGAGCAUAAUUCAGAAGUGUUUGGGGCUUUAUCGUUAGGAUUUGUUUGUCUUAGUUAUUUGAGCUCUCCUUUUUGAAUGAGUUUGUUCUUCGUGCCAGGAUAAGCUGAUUGUCACCUGUUGUUGAGUUUGUAUGGCCAAGUUAUCAGUUCUCUUAUAGAUUACCUUUUGAUGCUAUAGUUCAAUUAAUUGCAUCAGCAUCAUUAAGGAUUCUCUGUUCACCUCUGAUUAACAUGAAAUGUGACAUCUUUCAUAUGUCAUAUUAAACACAUCUGUAUCUGUGUGUGUUCCUGAACACGCUGAAUCACUAAUCACUGUCAAGCACAAUGCCUCGCUCAUAGAACUAGAUCGUUUCAGCCACUUAUAAUAGUCAGUUCAUUCGAUGCUUUAUUCUCAUGUAUGUCAGUUUGGAAUUCAACUCCCUUUUUCUAACAUUACAAUACAGUCUCUUUAACUAUGGACAUUUGCAUGUAGGAGUAACACCACUUGGAAUAUGGAGAUGUGUCAGUACUCCGUGUUAUUAACCAAAACCAUAUUAUGAAUGAAGACGGAUGUAGGUACAAUUAUCUUAACAUGUUUACUGCCAUACUUUUUGUUGAAGAAAAAUGUAAUGGAAAAAUGUAUGUGUGGUAGAAAGAGAAUCUUAUUUCCUGCUAAAAUUUUGACUAUAUUUAUUGUGAUGACUGCUUAAGCAGAGUAUGUUUUUAUCUGUGUUAAUUGGUUGUGAAAGCUGUAUGUCUGUAAAUUUUGUUUCUUAAAAUUUAAAACAAAACCACUUUAAAAAUGUUAAGAAUGUCUGUUUUUGAAAUUUCUUGUCAAGGAUGCCAUGUAGAAGCAUGCUCUUUGAUGCUAGUAUAAAAAUAUGUCUACAAGGGUAAAGUAUUCAAAUUACUUUAAGGAUUCUUUUAUUAUGUAGUGAGUGAAAGUGUACAGGAGGAAUGGAAUCUAUAUUUCUUAGGGAAGGAAGAAUUUUGCAUUCUGCAGAGCUUUGUCCAUACCAACAGAAAGAUCUAACAAAAAAAGUUGUAAUUUUUGUAUGCUAAAAUAUUUAUAAAAUCUCAAGAGGGAUUUUUAGCAUCUGACAUUUUAGCAGGUGGUGAUGUGAUAUCACAUACCUGUGAUGCAUUGCGUUGAUCAGCCAUUGACAACUUCUGCAGUCUUUCGGUAACUCCUGCAUCUUGUCUGUCCUGCUUGUAUGCUUAACCACAUUGAUAUUAAUCUCAUGGUGCAGAUCGAUCUGAUUUAUAAUUAUUGCUUGAACUGUUCCAGAUGUUGAUGUAUUAUUUUACUUCUUAUCAUGUAAUAAUUCAUUAUUACCGUAGUGGGAUGUAAUUUGUUUCAGCCUUUGUCCCCAAGUGGACCAUUUUGACUUGGAUGAAGUUGUAUUUAUUUGAUCAUCCAACAGUUCCAUUCCAUUACAGAUCAUAGUUCUCACUUUGAUGUAUGUAAGAUAUUGUCUGGUAAUCUUGCUCACUUUGUGUUGAUAUUUGCUGUCAUACAUUUGAGUCUUAAAACACAUGAGAGGAAGUCGGGCUUUUCAGUCUAAUAGCAAAUCUGUCCUAUCCACUCUUCCCUGUAACAGCCUCAGUGUACUAACACAAGGAGUUGUCUUUCCUAAGGCUUUUUUUUUUAAAGUCCUACAAAGCAUGACUUCAUUCUUUUUUUAUUUUAGCUGUUUGAAGAGCAUUCUCAAUCAUUACCAAAAUGUAAAAAUCUUAUAGGGAAAUAUGCUUACCAGCUUGAUAUACACUUAAUCUUUAGUAAUAUAAAGAGUGCAGUCAGAUGUUACAGGUACAGUACUAUACAAGCUGCUUUCUUCCAUUUCUUCCUUCUAUUUUGGGGGAAAGGGUUUUUUGAGGUGUGGGAAAAAGAAGUCAGCGGUUGGUUGAUUUGUGGUUUUUAUGGUUAGGAUUUGAGCAUUUAAACUUGUGAACCUCUGCAGUUCUCCAGUCUCUCCUGUUAGGGGCUGGCUGUGGCCAUAUUUCUUUCCCCAAGGACUGAAUAUAGGUCAGGAUAGCAGGAUGUUUCUUAUCACUGGAAACUUAGACAAGAAUAUGAUUAUUCAAGUUUAUCAUGAGCAUGCCAUGUAAUUUAUUUCUUUGUAAUGUUUGUGAUAAAAAUAACAACAUAUAUAUAUAUAUGUAAGUAUGUCAGUAUCAGUAGCAAAUGUUUACACGAAGUACAGUGGACAAUUACAUAGUUACUUAUUCAGAAGUUACUGGCAUUUCCAGAUUUUUUUUUUUCUUUGGUAUGAAAGCUUGCUGCAACUCUUAGCUAAGUGCACAUUACCGACCAUGAUUUUGAAUGCAGAAACAGAGAUAAAGAAAAUAGGACAAUCAGGUGCAUUAAUUUUUUAGUAUUUUUUCUUUUACUUCACCAGUUGACACAAAAUUAGUGGCCUGUGGUUUUUUGGCUAGUGAAAAGAAGCGUAAGAAAAUAUCUACCAGUAUGUUUACAGAUGUUUCCAUUUCAUAGACUUCAUAUCUAUGUUGUAUCUUUAAGCAUUAAGAACAUACAUCUGUGACAAGGGGGUCUGGGUAAAAUAUUAACAGACCUAGCCAUAGAUCUUGUCACAGAGGAUGAAAUCAUCUAGUCACUGAUUAUUGGUGGAAAAAGCUGAAAUGUGUUUUAUGUUUAAAUAUGAUGUAUGAAACAUUGUUGACAUGAUUUUGCAUCGUUGGCUCUUUAUUUGAGUAUGAUAUGUUGUUUGGACAAGGACUCUGGUAUAACUUUACCACUAUCAGCCAUUGAUAGAGCUGAUUCCCAAUAGUUUUGUAACCCUGUACACGUAAUUCUUUCCUUUUUAAAUGUAUAUAAGAACUAGAUUUAAAAGCAAUGGUACUAAAUCCUCUUCUGUUGAUGAUCUUUUUGUUGUACAUUGUGCAAUCUUUUGCACAUUUUCUCCCAGCAGACUUUGGGGGUGGAGUAAGUUGGGUUAGAGAGCUUUUGCAGUCACUUUACAGGACACUUGUGCUUGUAUCAUUUCAUGCUUAGUCUGAUGUCAAUCAACACAUAGAACAGUGGUUUAUACAUGCUAAUUUGUGUGUGUGUGUGAGAGAGAGAGAGAGAGAGAAUGCCUUUCACAAAAGCUCAUGAUUUAUAAUGGACUUUUUAAUGUCACUCUCCCAUGUAGUUUUCUCUUUUUCCAGAAUUUUUUAUGUGUACAGCAAAGGGGAAAAGAGUAACGCAUUCCACUUUUUUCCUUUGUAUGGUUUUACUUUUUUUCCGAAAAAAGAUUGUAAUGUAUAUUUGUCACCAUUUUCAUUCCUGAAGAUUUAUGUCACCAUAGCACAAUUUGCCUAGUAAGAGGCUUAAAACUACUUUUAUUUAAAGCAGUGAUAUUGGUGCCUGUGAGUGGUUGAUUGUUUAUCAUAGCAUCCACAGCAGAAGCUGUCUCAUGGAGAAGUUUGUUACCCUUCAGUACCAGAGCAAAGAUGCAGAAAGGACAAAACAGUAUCAUAGACUGCCAUGAUAUCUGCACUCUGCUUUGUCAAUAGUACCUGUGUAUCAGAACUUAUCAGUUGAGCAUUUUACAUGGAUUGUGGGUGUAUUAUUAUUAUUACAGCAGAAAAGUUCUGACAUAAAUGUAAAUGCUCUAAAAUUGAUGUUUAGAAGUCCUGUCACCAAGACUGUUACAAGCACUGGUAGUACCAUUGUUUAGCUGUGCAGAAAUAUGAGUCAGUAGAUAGUUCCUGUCUAGUCUUGAGCCCAUGAGAUGUUUAAGCAUAAUAACACAACAGCAAGAGCAAGCAAAGUACAGCUAGCAGAGCAUGAGCUAAAACCCCACUUUUGCAGCAGAAAGUGUGAGACUAAUUGGAGUGUGGUGUUGCUUAAGCUCCUACUCACAAAUUUUCCACUAAAAGCUGUAUUUUUUCCUGAUGUAUUUAUUGAACCAAAGGUUGGAAUCUGUGUACAUGAUUGCUUUGCCUUUGUUUGCUACUUCAGGCUACUGGAUGAAUGGAAGAAUAAAUGUAAUGUGCAAUAUGUUGUUAUGGUAUCUAUAUCUGUACUGCCAAUUUCCAUAUUAAAACAUCUGCAAGGUAUGCCAGUGUUUCCUAGUCAUCACAGCUUCUCUCUAGGCAAUGCAAGCUUUAAAAAUAGUGGAAAAUUCCUACUUGGCUGAGUAAUAUGGCUGUCUUAGUUGAGGAUAACAAAUCUGAUAAUGUUUGAAUGUUGGAUGUCAUGAGAAAGCUUUGAGAAAUGUGGACUUGUUUCUUAAAUAUGUGUAAGGGCAAUACAGGAACUGUGUGAGGUAUUAAGCCAAUUUUGAGCAUCAAUCACUUAUUUGACCCUCAUAAGCUGUUGUCAGAAACUGUAAACAGGACUCUUCAAAACUCUGCUGAGAGUGAGAGUGCUAAGCAUUAUGUCAUACUAACAGUGCACAUUUUCAGAACAGGUCUUGUGUGUAAUCUUCACUUGGGUCUGUAACAUUUUUCUAAAUUUGUAAUAUUCAUAUAGAUGUUUACUAUAUUAGUCAUAUUCACUUGCAUAGUGUACUAUUCACUUAGUCCAGAAGGAAUUUUGAUAGAAGAAAUAGGAAUCUGUGCAUUAGUUUUGUCAAUGCCUAUACUGCUAGAGGGACACUCGGGAAGUCCUAAGAUGCACCAUUUUUUUUUUUUUUAAUGCUUUGUGACAUUCAGUUUCUCAGUUAACCCAUUUGAGUUUGUUUAAAUAUUUAUAAAAUAUGCUUUCCAUGCACUCACACAUCCUUCAGACCCACCUGAAAAAAACAACUGGAUGCCCUUAAUUGAAAUCCUUGAAAACAAAUAUCCUUUUCAAUCAGACCUGCUAAUGAAAUGCAAGAACAUAACAAAAAUGGGACCAAGUAUGUGGAUGCAGGCAAAUGGAGAUCAGCUGUACAGUGACAUGGCAUGGCUGAACAACAGUGUCUGAGUUCACCAUAGCUCAGCUAUGGAGAGGUGAGCUACUGUCAAGAAGUGACAUUUAGAGCACCAGUUCAGCUGAUUUCUCCAAGAUACUGUUAAAGGUGAUUUCUAAGGUGGUGGCAAUGCAUCCAAUAUUUCAUAUGGCCUGUAAUGUGCAAUGUUUCCUACCUUUUAACUUUUUCAUUCAGUAUUUGGCCAACUGAUAUAGACUUGCCCAUUCAUAUAUAUUUGCUUGCCAUCGAGGUACCCAACUGCUGUACUGUUUACAUGAUUAUUGUAGUGAUGCACUAGUUAUUAUUGUCAGCCACAAAUUAUCUUACCAUGAUCCCAUCCUUUGGUGUUGUGACCAGAUCCGUGGCAACACCAACUAAACUAUAGCAGUUCUACUCACCACAAUUUCCGCAAUUCUAGAGCCUAUUGUCUAGCAUUUCUUGUUUUCCCAGCAUCCUGUCAAACUUUUAAAGCAUUUGUAAAGAAAGUUUUGUUUAAAAAACAUGAAGAUUUGACACAUGUAUUCGUUUUGUUUCAGAGAUAUUCUGUGCAAGACAGAUAUUAGAGUGUUGUCUAGGAUCAAACGGGGUGGGAGCUAUGAUCCAAUUGUCAAUUAAGUGUUGUAAUUUUUGUCUUUUAGUGUCCAAGACUUCCCAAGUGCCCUUCAUAUAUUUUUUGGAGGCUAAUAGAGGUACUGAUUUUAACAGUGUUAAAUAAAUGGCAUAGAGCUUUCCUGUUCACAAGUGUCCAUCAUCUCAGCUCCCGAAGAUAUCAGAUUUUAGUUUGACUGGUGUUAGAAGGCAGUAUUUGCUAUGUCACUUCUAGAAUUUUCCUGUGUUUUCUGUUGCAUUAAUGUUCUUUAUCUAGUUCUGCAAUAACCUUCAGAUCCACGAAAGCAGACGUUACAUGCAAUGCCCUCUGCUAUAGUAGCUCUAUACAACUGAUAAUGAUACACAGAACAUCCUUAUUAACAAAGCUUAUUAACAAAAUUUUUCUUUACUAGUGAACAUAAAAUAUUACUACUCUAUAUUGAUCAUGAGCUUUAAAUUAUGUUACUAAUUACACAUAACAUGAUUUUAGGCUGCCUUUUAAAAGUUUAAGAAGCUUCUACAAAAUGUCAACUAACUUAAAUUAUUUACUAAUGAUAAUCCCUUAUUCUAUUAUGUUCCUUAAACACCACCAUAAUUAUUAUUAACAGCAUAGCUUCCUGUCUUUUCUUAGUUUAUAUAGUAAUGGCUUCCAAGGCAGCACUGAGUGUUUAAAAUUCCUCAGUGCAACUAAAAACUAGGUGAAGGCGAUUGUAUUUUUUUGGUGAGUGCUAGUUUUCUUUUUUUUCCUGAGCGGGGUGGAAUCUAAACUUGGUAAAAUCAAUAAAAUUCGUUAAUGGAGCAAAGAACUGACCAUCAAUGUGCAAUACUUCAAUUUUAGAAAUUGUUGUUUAACAUGUCUUCAGUAAGUCAAGAUUAUAAUUGAGGACGAAAUACAAAUGCUUGGUUGGGUCAAGCCAUUACUAGAGAAUUCACUGCCGGCAGUUUACUGUAAUGGGUGAAAUACACUUCUCAAAAUGUGACCCACAUACCACUCUGUAGGAAUAAAGGCACUGUUCAGAA
Messenger RNA from Pomacea canaliculata, 18912 nucleotides. Its product is annotated as WD repeat and FYVE domain-containing protein 3-like. The record is from RefSeq and is a predicted model, not a curated record. The transcript has 69 exons. NCBI's taxonomy places the organism in Eukaryota, Metazoa, Mollusca, Gastropoda, Architaenioglossa, Ampullariidae. Gene Ontology annotation, molecular function: metal ion binding; protein binding.